Molecule: messenger RNA, 501 nt
Organism: Psilocybe cubensis
Lineage: Eukaryota; Fungi; Basidiomycota; Agaricomycetes; Agaricales; Agrocybaceae
Exons: 2
Coding region: 1-501 (166 amino acids)
Source: RefSeq, a predicted model, not a curated record
AUGAAAGCAACUCAGACGACAGUCCUCGGGAAGCGCAAAGCGACGACAAAUGAUGAAAACUUCGUUUUGCUCCUUAGCCCGUCACCAAGCACAUCUGCAUUACCCAGCACAUCUACGUUACCGUUUCCCGAACGGCUUGACUCAGACUCGUCUAGUAAACAAGCCUCAGAUACUAUUAGCGAUUUCAUUAUUAUCAACGGUAAACUGGUGCCGCACACCAAAAAGUGUUAUCGCUGUACGCACCUAGGAUGUGACAAAGCAUAUACCAAGCCCUCCCGUCUAGAAGAACACGAACGUACUCAUACAGGCCAGACACCGCACGCCCUUUGGCAUGCGAGAGGCCCGGCUGCGAGAAAAGAUUCUGGACGUCUCAACAUCUACAAGUUCAUCAUUCUUGGCAUGAUGGCGCCAAACCGUACAAGGUGGGAAACAUGCCUCGAGCUUGUCGUGCGAUAUGUGGUUGAAGCUUUUAAACCAGUGUACCGAGGAGAACUGCUCUGA